AUGACUCUUGCGGAUGCCAUUUGUGCAGCAUCAAUUUUAAUAUAUACUAUAGCUUUAGGCGUCUUUGAAUCCAUGGACUGGCCAAUAUCAUCAUUGCGUAUCGUUUGCAAGUUCUUUGGGCCAUGCCAGUUAAUUACUUAUAUUACUGCAACACAAACUCUAACUGCAAUGAGCAUCGAAAGAUAUAACGCAGUAAUCCAUCCUCAUCCAAAGGUCACCAAAAAGAAAAAUAUACAUUUGAUAAUAAUUAUAACUUGGAUAAUUGGAAUAAUAAUGUCGAUCCCUUUUAUCCAGAUUAUUACCGCUGUGCCUCAGAUGCAUCUUCCAUGCGAAGUUAUCCAAUAUAAGAAUUCCACUUAUAAUCAAGUUUAUGCUGGCAUCAUAAUUACCACUCAAUAUAUAGUACCGUUAAUUAUUAUGUUUUAUACUUAUGGAUACCUCAUAACUCGUUUACGCUAUCGCCGUCGCCAUUCACAGAUUUUUCGUAGUAAAAAAAUCAUGCCAAAUAAUCAAAAUGAACUUAAACGAACGAUAGCCUAUGCACUACCCUAUAUAACUAUUCCAACUCACCUACAGCAAAUACGCCGAGCGAGACACCCUGGUAAAUAUAUCAGUGAUGUUAUUAAGAUGGCGGUUCUUGUUACCAUUGCUUUUAUGAUACUGGCUUUGCCUUGGACUAUAGUAUUAGCUUGGAUGACUAUUCAGCGUCAAAAUUUAAGUAAAAUUUAUAAACAUAGUAAAGGAGUGCUCAUCUAUCUUGUUCAUCUAUCGCAAACUUCAUUUCUCCUAACAAGCUUAUAUAAUCCUAUACUUUUUUGUGUUUUUAAUCAAUAUUUUCGACAGCGACUGCAACAAAUCUUUUAUCUACUAUUUAGAAGAGUUACUGAUCAUUUCCGUAAUUUAUUCCAUCGCUUCCAAGAGCAUACACCGCUUAAAGAUGACGAUGAAAGUUCUAGUAUUUCAUCGCGCUGUACAUCCAAUUGCUAG
Messenger RNA from Trichoplax adhaerens, 987 nucleotides. RefSeq lists its product as uncharacterized. Gene Ontology annotation, biological process: G protein-coupled receptor signaling pathway. The record is from RefSeq and is a predicted model, not a curated record. Gene Ontology annotation, cellular component: membrane. Gene Ontology annotation, molecular function: G protein-coupled receptor activity. The coding region runs from base 1 to 987 and encodes 328 amino acids. Lineage: Eukaryota; Metazoa; Placozoa; Uniplacotomia; Trichoplacea; Trichoplacidae. The transcript has a single exon.